Molecule: messenger RNA, 996 nt
Organism: Carassius auratus (goldfish)
Lineage: Eukaryota; Metazoa; Chordata; Actinopteri; Cypriniformes; Cyprinidae
Product: pentraxin fusion protein-like
Exons: 7
Coding region: 1-996 (331 amino acids)
Source: RefSeq, a predicted model, not a curated record
AUGAAGACUCAAGCUGCUAAGAGAAACACAAAGAAUCUGGCAUUAAAAGGAACGGCUGUACAGUCAUCCACAUUGUCUUACACCUAUGGAGCUGCAAACGCCAUCGAUGGCAUCAGAUACGCUCCAGGUGUAGCUUCAAGCUGCUCCAUCACAGCAUACCAGCUCAACCCGUGGUGGAGGCUGGAUCUGCUGGAUUCUUACAAAAUUUACAAAGUGACCGUCACCAACAGAGCCGACGGCUGGCUGGAGCAAACGGCUGGAGUAGAGAUCCGCAUCGGAAACUCUCUGGAGAACAACGGCAACAACAAUCCCAGAUGUGGUGUCACUUCACUUGUCCCAGCAGGCAGUUCUGUCAGUUUCUCUUGUGGUGGAAUGAAAGGUCGUUAUGUGAACAUGUACCUUCCUAACAUCCAGCAGUAUCUCACACUGUGUGAGGUGGAGGUUUAUGGCUAUCGAGCUAGGACUGGGCAGAAUCUGGCAUUAAAAGGAACGGCUGUACAGUCAUCCACACAUUCCAUCUAUGGAGCUUCAAACGCCAUCGACGGCAUCAGAUACGCUCCAGGUAAAGCCUCAAGCUGCUCCCACACAUUAAACGAUCUCAGCCCGUGGUGGAGGCUGGACCUGCUGGAUAUUUACUACGUUUACAACGUGACCGUCACCAACAGAGCCGACUGCUGUCUGGAGCAAACGACUGGAGUAGAAAUCCGCAUCGGAAACUCUCUGGAAAACAACGGCAACAACAAUCCCAGAUGUGCUGUCACUUCACUUGCCCCAGCAGGCAGUUCUGUCAGUUUCUCUUGCGGGGAAAUGAAUGGUCGUUAUGUGAACAUGUACAUUCCUAACAUCGAGGCUUUUCUCACGCUGUGUGAGGUGGAGGUUUAUGGAACAGUCAAGAAGCAGGUGGUCCGAGUGCAGGUGAAAGCUGCUGAGAAUGUGGAUGAAGCUGAACUGAAGGAGCUUGUCUUAAAAAAGGUGGAUUUUAUAUUACUCAUCUGA